Messenger RNA from Epithele typhae, 1083 nucleotides. RefSeq names its product mitogen activated protein kinase. Lineage: Eukaryota; Fungi; Basidiomycota; Agaricomycetes; Polyporales; Epitheliaceae. The transcript is spliced from 7 exons. Gene Ontology annotation, cellular component: cytoplasm; nucleus. The record is from RefSeq and is a predicted model, not a curated record. Gene Ontology annotation, biological process: intracellular signal transduction; protein phosphorylation. Gene Ontology annotation, molecular function: ATP binding; MAP kinase activity. Bases 1 to 1083 code for a protein of 360 amino acids.
AUGUCGUCCCGCAAGCACAAGCCUCUCCCUCCCUUCCACAUCGGCGAUGACUACAAGCUCCUCCACGGUCUCGGCGAAGGUGCCUACGGCACCGUCGUCGCUGCUCUCCACAAACCCUCUGGCCGCGAGGUCGCCAUCAAGAAGGUCCUUCCCUUCGAGCACACUCUCUUCUGCCUCCGCACCCUCCGCGAGCUCAAACUCCUCAAGUUCUUCUCCGAUACUUGCGUCAACGAGAACAUCAUCUCUAUUCUCGACAUCAUCAAGCCCACCUCUUACGAUGACUUCAAGGAGAUCUACUUCGUCCAAGAGCUUAUGCAGACCGAUCUCCACCGCGUCAUUCGCACCCAGCAGCUAACAGAUGAUCACUGCCAGUAUUUCGUCUACCAGACCUUGCGCGCCCUCAAGACGAUGCACAGCGCCGACAUCGUGCACCGCGACCUGAAGCCCGCGAACCUGCUCCUGAACGCCAACUGCGACCUCAAGGUCUGCGACUUCGGCCUCGCGCGCUCCACCCGCUCGACCAACCCCGGCGGCAAGGAGGCGGGGCUCAUGACCGAGUACGUCGCCACGCGCUGGUACCGCGCGCCAGAGAUCAUGCUCUCCUUCAAGAUGUACACCAAGGCGAUCGACGUCUGGGCCGUCGGCUGCAUCCUCGCUGAGCUCCUCAACGGCCGCCCGCUCUUCCCUGGACGCGACUACGGCCACCAGCUCGACCUCAUCCUCGACGUGAUCGGCACGCCGACGCUCGAGGAGUUCUAUGGGAUCACCAGCCGCCGCUCGCGCGACUACAUCCGUGCGCUGCCCAUCCGCAAGCGGAGACCGUUCACCGCGCUCUUCCCCAAGGCUUCGCCAGAUGCGAUCGACUUCCUGCAGAAGACUCUGACGUUUGACCCGAAGAAGAGGCUCACCGUCGACCAGGCGCUCGAUCACCCAUAUCUCACCGCCUACCACGACCCGGAAGACGAGCCCGCGGUCAGCUCCCUCGACCCGGAGUACUUCGAGUUCGACUACAUGGAGCUGAGCAAGGAGGAGCUCAAGAAGCUGCUGUACGAUGAGGUCAUGUCUUUCCAGCCGCUCCUCUGA